AUGCUGGCCAAGUCACUAUCCCUCAAGUCAGACAAUGUAACCUAUGACCUAGAGGACUCGGUGACGCCCAGCGCAAAGCCCGAGGCCCGGCGGGCCCUGCGCGAGCACCUGGGACAGCUCGCGACAACCUCGCGGCCCGCCGGCAUCUCCGAGGUCGCGGUGCGCAUCAAUGCCGUCUCCACCCCUCACGCGCUGGACGACCUCACGGCGCUGGCGGCCAGCCCGGGCCUCGACGCCGUUGUCAUCCCAAAGGUGAACUCGGCUUCGGACUUGACUUUUGCCGCCGACGCGCUGCGACACUUGGCACCAGAUCGUCAUCAGGGCAGCAGCAGCAACAGUAACGACACUGGAAGCCCUCAAAAUUCACCCGUCCGCCUGAUUGCCUUGAUCGAGUCGGCCAGGGCCGUCAUGAACCUCCGCGAGAUUUGCGCCGCCACGCCGCUCCUGUCGGGCUUGAUUUUUGCCGCCGAGGACUUUGCCCUCGACUUGAGCAUUACGCGGACGCCGUCCUUGUCCGAGUUCCUGUAUGCGCGGUCUGCCAUUGCCACUGCCGCCCGCGCGGCCGACCUGCCGAGCACCAUUGACCUCGUCUGCACCUCGUACAAGGGCGACGAGGGUCUGCGGAGGCUGGAGGAGGAAUGUCGUGGUGGCAAGGCCAUGGGGUUCAAUGGCAAACAAUGCAUUCACCCCUCGCAGGUCGAGACAGUUCAGCGAAUGUUUGCGCCAGCCGAAAAGGAGGUCGAGUGGGCCGUCCGAGUUACAAUUGCCGACGAGAAGGCGGCGGCUGCUGGUCGUGGUGCUUGGACUUUGGACGGCGCCAUGAUUGACGCGCCUGUUGUUGGCAAAGCAAGAGCAGUCGUGACGAAAGCAGAGGCAUGCGGGAUUGAUGUCAAUGGGUUGAGAGAAAAGUGGAAAGACCAAGAGCCCGAAUAA
Molecule: messenger RNA, 933 nt
Organism: Pestalotiopsis fici W106-1
Lineage: Eukaryota; Fungi; Ascomycota; Sordariomycetes; Amphisphaeriales; Sporocadaceae
Exons: 1
Coding region: 1-933 (310 amino acids)
Biological process (GO): oxaloacetate metabolic process
Molecular function (GO): magnesium ion binding; catalytic activity
Source: RefSeq, a predicted model, not a curated record